This is a messenger RNA of Xyrauchen texanus (razorback sucker), 2091 nucleotides long. RefSeq lists its product as uncharacterized. The record is from RefSeq and is a predicted model, not a curated record. The transcript is spliced from 9 exons. Bases 118 to 1638 code for a protein of 506 amino acids. NCBI's taxonomy places the organism in Eukaryota, Metazoa, Chordata, Actinopteri, Cypriniformes, Catostomidae.
AACUGUAAGCACUUUAAAAUCACACUGCAGCAGCGACUUCUUAGUAAGUCAGAUAACGACAUUCAGGAACAUUAUUCUGUGUCUUGCAUUGUCGAUGAAUUAACAGAAAGUAAGAGAAUGGACUCCAGACUCUUAUCACUCAUUCUGUUGCUACACUUUCCAGGCUCUUUAACUUUGGACAACGUCUCUGUGACCUGUUAUAAAAUUUGUGCUUUGAAGGAGACUCAGGUGACACUGAAAUGCUCUUAUUCAAACAUGAACAUCAAAACUGUGUUCUGGUUCAGUCAGAAACAGAGUACAAACUGGAGAUACAAAGAUGAACCUGAAGAUUUGACUGUAGACUCUGAUUACUCAGGACGUGUGAAACAUCAGAUCACAAACACAAACACACAUUCAACACUCAUAAUUUCAGAUCUAAGAGAGAGAGACUCUGGAGAAUAUCACCUCAUGUUCAUUAUGAAGGAUGGAGUUAAACAUCUCAGCUCAUCAGCAGUCAAUCUGACAGUCACAGAUCUACAGUUGAGAAUGAAUCCUGAAUCUGCAGAGCAGAGAGAUCAAACAGUAAAACUGACCUGUGAAUCUUCCUGCACUUUGACCUCCACAUAUUAUCACACCUACUGGAAGAAGAAUGGACGAUACUUAAAACAUACAUUGUCCAAAAGCAUGUUGGUGACAUUCAGAAAUAAUGCUGACAGUUAUUCCUGCUCUGUUGACCAAGACUUUACAUAUUCCUCAUCUUCUGUGUGCAUUUCUAAGAGUAUGUGCUGGAAUGUGACUUACACCUCUACAAGAGUCUGUGCUUUGGUGGGCUCAACAGUAGACAUUCCCUCUUCAUACUCACAUCCAGCUGGUUAUACAGUAAUUCAAGCAUUCUGGUAUUACGUUCGUCCUGGGGAUUUAUUGGACCUACAUGAAGAGCCGGGAUUUGUUGGUCGUGUGGAGUAUUUGGGGAACACACUGAGAAUCAAAGACGUAAAGAUAAGCGACUCUGGAGAAUAUCGAUUCAGGAUCAUCACUAACAUAACCAACGGCAAAUAUUCCGGUUCACCCGGAGUCAAUCUUACUGUCACAGAUACGCAAGUGACAAGCAGCCCAGCCACUGUAUCAAUGGAAGAGACAAUUAUAUUAAGCUGUUCAACCAAAUGCACUCUGAAUAACAAUCACAUUUACAUUUGGUACAAGAAUGGACAACAGGUAACAGAUGGAGUCACAAAAUUAAACAAGUUGUACCUGGACUCAGUCAGUAGAGAGGAGCUGCAAGAGUAUUCCUGUGCAAGUGUACAAGGCCCAGAGGAGAGCACACUAUUACAAAACACAGCAGUCAUACUGUCUGUCUUUCUGAACCUUGCACUUAUAGGAGCACUUAUAGGAGUCCUGUGGUAUAGGAGGAGAAGGUGUACCCUGUCUAAAAACCACAGGGAAGCAAAUGAGGAUGUACUGUAUGAAUCUGUGCACCACGGCACUACAUCCUCUGACCUCAUGCUGAAAGUUGAUUCUGACAAUCAAGACAUUCAUUAUUCCAGCAUUCAUUUCAGACAUUCUAAAACAAAGCACACAUCUUCAGUCUCCACUGCUGUGUGUCCAGCAGACACCUCAGAUGGUGAUGCGGUUCACUAUGCAACUGUAACUUUUAGUUAAUCCUUUAUUCUCAAAUGGGCAUGUGAGAAAAAUUAAUUUUAAAAUAUUACUUAGAACAGUCUUGACUAACACACAAUGGGUAUCAUUUGAAAGCUUAGAACCUCUACUUUACAAUUCAUGUAGUUAUUAUGACCAAAAUUGAACAAGUACUUUGAAAUUUGCAGACAAAUCAGAAGUGUUUUGUUUCGAUAAUUUAUAAAAAAGAAAAUUGCACUACACAUUUAUUAUUAUUGGUAAAGACAUCAAACUGAUCAAAUAACCAUGUGUCAUAUGUCAUUGGAAAGCUCCCAAAGAGUAGAAUACAACAAGUAUAUUUUUGUAUUCACAGAAAAAAAUAUACCUGUGUAAUAGCUAAGUAUGUAUCUUUGACAUACAUUUUAAAUUUGUAUUUGCUGCGUUUUUGCUUAUAACUUUGCAAAAAAUAAACGGAACAUAAAAUAUCACAUACCAUUA